UUGAUGUGUGUUGAGCCGAAAUGGCGUCCGUGCUCCUUCAUUCAGGAGUGGGUUAGCAUAAAACCGGCCCGAUGAAAUCUCAUUCGACCUUUUCGGCUCUCAUUAAUGGGAUCAAUUACAUUUAUCAUUAAGAAGAGUCACUCUGAAGCCAGUGGAUUCGCGUUUAUAGGCGCUGUGAGGAGGUGAUGGCGGGUCGUGGAGUCGAGUGUUUGUGGAAACGAUGCGUUAUCGAGCAGCUAAAACAGAGAGACCGAGUUCAGCGUCAGGCCUUUGAAGAGAUUAUACACCAAUAUAACAGACUGUUGGAGAGGUCAGAUUUUCAGGCUGUUCUCUCUGAACGUCUGCACACAGAGAAAUAUGAGCAACAGAACAGACACGACCUGAGUCCGGGUGUUGACGGCGGUCGCAGUGACGCUCUGCAGCAGGAGAUGGCACAGAUGAGAAUUAAACAUCAAGAGGAACUCACAGAACUACACAAGAAACGAGGAGAGCUGGCACAAAGUGUAAUUGAACUAAACAACCAGAUUCAACAGAAAGACAAAGAAAUCCAGAGCAAUGAAGCCAAGAUGUUGGAGUACCAGCAGCAGAUCUCUCAUCUGGAGGGAGAGUAUCGUGAGCUCCGUAACUCUCUUGCUGAUCUGGAACGAGCCAAUCAGACAUUGCGAGACGAGUAUGAUGCCCUGCAGAUCACGUUCGGCGCACUUGAGGAGAAACUACGGAGAACCACAGAGGACAAUCAGGAGCUGGUGACUCGCUGGAUGACGGAAAAAGCCCAGGAGGCCAACAAACUCAACGCUGAGAACGAGAAAGACUCCAGACGCAGACAGGCGAAGCUUCAGAAGGAAUUAGCGGAUGCUGCGAAGGAACCGCUUCCAAUAGACCCAGAUGAUGACAUCGAGGUUCUCUCAGAGGAUGCUGGGAAGGGAACGGGUGAAACGUGUCCAAGCAGACCGCUCAGCCGUACACCCAGUAAGCGCUCGUCUCAGGCUCUUCCUCCUGGCGGCCUGCUGGAUUCCAUCUCUAAUAUGUUCGGCUUGUCUGAUUCUGUCCAACCUGGUUUCAUCCCGUCUGACUCCAGAAGACGCCGUUCUGUGAACUCGUUCAGGACAUCUCCUGAAACCGCGGAAGUGCCAUCGGCGUGUACUGACAUCCGGGUUCCCUCAACUGCCCUGCACAUCUUUGACGCCCAUGAUGGAGAAGUGAACGCUGUGAGGUUUGGUCCUGGAUCUCGUCUGCUCGCCACAGGAGGAAUGGACCGCAGAGUCAAACUCUGGGAGGUCAUAUCAGGGCGGUGUGAACCCAAAGGAGCACUGACCGGCAGUAAUGCUGGAAUCACCAGUAUAGAGUUUGACAGUGCGGGGUCAUAUCUGUUGGCUGCCUCUAACGAUUUUGCAAGCAGAAUUUGGACUGUUGACGACUACAGACUACGGCACACGCUCACAGGCCAUAGUGGGAAGGUUUUGGCUGCUCGGUUUCUCCUCGACAAUGCUCGAAUUGUCUCCGGCAGCUACGACAGAACGCUAAAGCUCUGGGACUUGCGCAGCAAAGUCUGCAUGAAGACGGUGUUUGCUGGAUCCAGCUGUAAUGAUAUCGUCUGCACAGAGCAGUGUGUGAUGAGCGGACACUUUGAUAAGAAAAUCCGUUUCUGGGACAUCAGAGCGGAGAGUAUCGUAUGCGAGUUAGAGUUGCUGGGACGCGUAACAUCUUUGGACCUCAAUCAUGACCGGACAGAUCUUCUGGCCUGUUCACGUGAUGACCACGUGAAAAUAAUCGAUCUGCGCAGUAAUGCAGUGCGACAAACAUUUAGUGCUCUAGGUUUUAAGUGUGGUUCUGACUUUACCAGGGUAACCUUUAGUCCUGAUGGCAGUUAUGUGGCAGCCGGAUCUGCAGACGGUGCUCUGUACAUUUGGAACGUUCUAACAGGCAAACUAGAGAAAACUCUUGAUAAGGGUCACAGUUCUGCCAUAAACUCAGUGUCCUGGUCUCCAUCGGGUGCGUAUGUGGCCAGCGUUGAGAAAGGCAGCAAGGCCGUGUUGUGGUCAGAUAUGUGAUUGGCCGCUCUCUUCCUUGCCUCUGCAGUGAUUGGCUGAGCAUUGCACUGUUGUGAUUGCACAAAACGGACUGUAUAAAAACAGAAAGUGAGCACCACCCCUCACAUACCUCCGGUCGCUUGAACUACCCAUAAUGCCAUAUGGUUGGAGAUCUGUGUGGAUGCAUGCUGCCUUCCUCUGAUUGGACCGAGCUGUAUUCAUAUUAUAUACAUAAAUAUUGACAUCAACUUUCAUGCACUGUUGGAUGUCUCGCACAAACUCGAUGUGAGACGAUGAAGAUGCGGAAAUUAUUCUAGUUGUUCUUUAACUCUUAGGACUUAUUUUACCACUGCUAUAUAAUGAGUGUGUUUGCGUUUGGAAUGUACUGCUGGAAAAGUUCUGCAAUAAUUUACUAACUCCAAACCUACUAAAGUUCCAAACCUGUUUGACUUUUUUACUUCCAUGGAAAACAUGUUGAAGUGAUGGUAGGAAGUAUGUUAGCCUUGGUCAGCGUUUACUUUCACUGCAUAAUUUUACAUAGACAAUAGAAGUAAGUCAGACUUGUUUGUAUUGUUUGAAUAAUAUAAAAAUGGAUAUUUUAUAUUCAUUUAUUUUUA
This is a messenger RNA of Myxocyprinus asiaticus (Chinese sucker), 2647 nucleotides long. RefSeq names its product autophagy-related protein 16-1-like. The coding region runs from base 186 to 2051 and encodes 621 amino acids. Gene Ontology annotation, cellular component: autophagosome membrane. Lineage: Eukaryota; Metazoa; Chordata; Actinopteri; Cypriniformes; Catostomidae. The record is from RefSeq and is a predicted model, not a curated record. The transcript is spliced from 20 exons. Gene Ontology annotation, molecular function: protein binding. Gene Ontology annotation, biological process: autophagosome assembly; negative stranded viral RNA replication.